This is a messenger RNA of Neospora caninum, 1119 nucleotides long. Its product is annotated as Palmitoyltransferase erf2, related. Gene Ontology annotation, biological process: protein targeting to membrane; peptidyl-L-cysteine S-palmitoylation. The record is from RefSeq and is a predicted model, not a curated record. Lineage: Eukaryota; Apicomplexa; Conoidasida; Eucoccidiorida; Sarcocystidae. Bases 1 to 1119 code for a protein of 372 amino acids. Gene Ontology annotation, cellular component: endoplasmic reticulum; Golgi apparatus. The transcript has 11 exons. Gene Ontology annotation, molecular function: protein-cysteine S-palmitoyltransferase activity.
AUGUACGACCUCACCGGAGCAGUGGAAGGCGACGGCGCAUCCACUGAGGACACAGAGGGAAGCGAAACAGAUCUACUGUGUGCGACAGACGACGAAGAAGACCUUGAGCGAGGCCUGCUUUUCCGUCCAGAGUCUUUGCAUGCAGCGCCUCGCAGCCCGCCCCCGACAAAGGAACACCACGACGAACCUGACGACACGGAGGACGACGAGGACGAAGACGAAGAAGAGCCUGGUCUUCUUAUGGUUACGCUCCUCCUGUUGAUCUUACCUGCAUUACUCUUCUAUCCCUGUGUACUCCCCUGCCUUCCUGAGGAGAGACAAGUUGCGACGGGUUGGACCUUCGGCCUGCUGCUAACCGCGACGCUCGGCACUUUGAUCCCAGUCGCUUUCAGCGACCCUGGAAUCAUUCCCCGAGAACCUUGUCCAACGGAGCUUCCUCGUGGAACGGACCGAGUAAAGUAUAUCACGAUCAACGGCGUCAGUGUCCCCCAGAAGUGGUGCACAACGUGCUAUUUGUACAGGCCUCCUCGCUCGAAGCAUUGCUCCGUCUGCAACAACUGCGUUCGGCGGUUUGACCACCAUUGUCCUUGGGUGUCGAACUGCGUCGGCGAACGGAACUAUCGCAUUUUCUUCUUCUUCCUCGUCUUCUGCGCCCUCUACUGUCUCUCGGCCGUCGUCGGCAUUGGCGUCGCCUUCCAUACGCAAAUUCACAGUCGAGGUCCUGCGAGCUUCGCGUCGGUUUGGAAGACCGUGAAGGGAUGCCCUCAUCUCGCGGUUCUCUUCCUUUACGGCGUGUGCUGCUCCAUCCCGGUCUUCCAUCUCUUGUUCUUCAACAUCUAUUUGAUUGCAAACAACCGCACAACAAACGAAGAGGCCUUGCAGCUAUUCACCAAGAAAAAUCCGUAUUCUCACGGCUGUAUCUAUAACGUCCGUCAAUUCAUGUGCCAUCGAGUCGGGCCUAGCUACGUGGCACAGACUGGGCGGGCGAAAACGUUCCCAGAGAGGCUUGGCGUCUUGGUCGAAUACUGCAAAUGCCCGGGCGUUUUCUUGCUGGCCUCGUCGAGGCGUCGCGGGUCUCAUCUCGACAAGCACCAUGACUUAUCUCAUCGGUCAUUCUGA